AUGUUCAACAUGGCGUCCAGGGAAAGCAGGCCGUUUGUUUUUAGAGGUUUUACAGCGAGUUUGAAUGUUUUAGUAAUUUCCGUCGUGCUGUGUUUGAGUGCGUGUGUUCGGGCUGAAAUACGAACUGUUGUUAUCGACAAACACACCGGACAGCUGUCGGUGCUGGACGGGUACCAGGAGGACUUUGUGGCCUGGGGGAACUUCACUGAUGACAUUAAAACAUCAGGCUGGUCUUUCUUGGAGAUCACUACCAACAGCAAGUACAAUGACAGUAUCCAAGCUUAUGCUGCUGGUGCAGUCGAGGCCGCACUCACAUCUCAGCUCAUUUAUAAGCACUGGAUGAACACUCUGAUGGGUUACUGUGGGCCCUUCAGUCAGUCCAGUUACUGUGAGCGCCUGAAGGCUUACAUCACAGCCAAUCUGCUGUGGGUUCAGGAGCAAAUAGAGAAGCAGCCAAAUUCACCCUACUGGUACCAGGUACGUCUGGCACUGCUGCAGCUGAAAGGUCUGGAGGACAGCUACAAUGAUGAACUUUCAUUACCGGCAGGCUCCCUCUCCUUCAACCCAUUUGGUUUCCUACUGUUCCAGCUGGGUGGGGAUCUUGAGGACAUUGAAUCAGUUCUGAAUAAAUCCAGCCAAACUCGCCCCCUUGGAUCUGGUUCCUGCUCUGCUCUCAUUAAGCUGCUGCCAAACAACAAGGAGCUGCUGGUGUCACAUGACACCUGGAACACCUACCAGUCUAUGCUGCGCAUCAUGAAGAAAUACAUCUUUGCUUUUAAAGCGUCUCCUUUAGACAAUUUUUUUCUUCCUGGAGGAACUCAGGCGUUCUCGUCUUACCCUGGAUCUAUCUUCUCUGGAGACGACUUUUAUAUCCUCAGUAGCGGCUUGGUUACAUUGGAAACCACGAUUGGCAACAGCAACCCUGCUCUCUGGAAGUUUGUUCAGCCGAAAGGAGCCGUCAUGGAAUGGCUGAGGAACAUUGUUGCCAAUCGACUAGCAUCUACUGGCAAGCAGUGGGCAGAGAUAUUCAGCAAGUACAACAGCGGAACGUACAACAACCAGUGGAUGAUUGUGGAUUAUAACCACUUCACUCCAGGAAAGACUGACAUUAAGGAGGAGCUCUUUGUUGUGUUGGAGCAGAUUCCGGGACUUACUGUUUACACUGAUAAAACUGAGGAACUGCUGAAGAAAGGCUACUGGGCUAGUUACAACAUACCGUACUAUGUGGACAUAUUUAAUGCCAGUGGCUGCAAUGAGCUGGUUGAGAAGUUCGGCCCGUGGUUCUCUCUGGACCAGAAUCCUCGGGCUCAGAUAUUCAGGAGAAACCAGACAGAUGUCACAGACGUGGACUCCAUGAUCCGUCUCAUGAGAUACAAUAACUUUAAGGAAGAUCCACUAUCAAAGUGUGACGGCUGUAAUCCACCUCAGAACGGGGAGAAUGCAAUCUCAGCCCGUUCAGACCUGAACCCACCUGAUGGAACUUAUCCGUUUGGCGCCUUAAGGCAGAGAUCACAUGGAGGAACGGACAUGAAGAUGACAUCCUACGAGAUGUUCAGAGACUACGGCAUGAUGGCAGUGAGCGGGCCAACCUGGGACCAGGUUCCACCCUUCCAGUGGAGCACAUCCCCCUAUAAAGACCUGCUGCACAUGGGUCACCCUGAUAUUUGGGCUUUCAAGCCUGUGAAAGUCACUUGGACGUAAUUCUUAUUGUACUGUAUGUACAAGUGACAUUGUAGAUGUAAAUAGUGGCAGCUGUGCUGUUGAAUGUUUUGACAAAGGGAAAUAUACUAAUCACUGAUUGUCAGGAGAGUGAUGACAAUGUUCUGCAAGUCUAAUACAGUAUUGCACUGUUUACAUACGGUUUGUUGUUUUAAAUGCAAGACAAUGUGACCAGGAACUAAGAAUUCUUGGUUUAGAAAGUGGGCGCUUCUGCAUAGAUCAACAUCAGAUUUUUUGUUUUAAAGAUUUUUAUUUCUUGUGCAAAUUCUGUGAAAAUUUAAAUUACACAGGUUUAAAUUCCAGUGACUGACUGUGUUACUGGGUUGAAAAUUGCUCCAAAGGUUUGCACCUCUUUUGGGAGAAUGACCAAAUACUAAUGUUGAUGCUGAUGCAGAUUUUCUGUAACAGUGACAGCAAAUGUUCUAAUCAUGACUUAAAUCAUGUAUUUCAUGAAUUUUUCUAUUUUGGAAUAUUUUGAAUAUAAGCAAUGCCCUGAUCAUUUUCCAUGUCAUUAAAAGUCAUUUUGUGUUACAA
This is a messenger RNA of Stegastes partitus (bicolor damselfish), 2253 nucleotides long. RefSeq names its product phospholipase B domain containing 2 (gene plbd2). Gene Ontology annotation, molecular function: glycerophospholipase activity. Gene Ontology annotation, cellular component: extracellular region. Gene Ontology annotation, biological process: phospholipid catabolic process. The coding region runs from base 1 to 1701 and encodes 566 amino acids. The record is from RefSeq and is a predicted model, not a curated record. The transcript is spliced from 12 exons. NCBI's taxonomy places the organism in Eukaryota, Metazoa, Chordata, Actinopteri, Pomacentridae.